AUGUCCUCUGCUUAUGAUGCCACCACCAAGAUCUCCAUUGACAAGUUCGACGGCGACAACUACGCGACAUGGAGCCGCUACAUGCGUGGCGUGUUCCUGACCAAAUCGGCGUGGCACGUGGUGAACCGGGAGACCACCCCCACCUUCGCCGAUCCUCGCGCCAGUGACGACUACGUCAAGACGAACAACAUUGCGUUCGGCUUGAUGCUGCUGCACAUGAGCGCGGAUUAUCAUCACGUGGUUGAUGACUGUGAAGAGGCGUGGGUCGCGUGGGCGCGUUUGAAGACGCUGUACGGCGGGUCGCAGAAGGCUGGACGCAUCUACUUGAAGCGCCAGCUGUUCAGCAUGGAGAUGGCGGAAGGCGGCAAUGUGAUGCAUCAUUGCAACGAAGUCCUCAACAUCAGCGCGAAGCUCAGCAGCAUCGGCGCCAAGAUGGAGGACGAGGAAGUGGCGAUCUGCUUGUUGCGCAGCCUCCCCAAGAGCCACGAGAACGUCGUUCUCAACUUGGAGAUGAGCAGCGCGGAACUGCGAUCGCGAGACGUCGUGAGAGUGCUCACGAAUGAGCACAUCAAGAGGCAAGGUGACAAGACGACAUCGGUGAAGACUGAAGACGCGGCGAAGGCGUUCAGUACCGAGCGUGAACCUCGCCAGUGUACAUACUGCGGAAAAUUGGGGCACACGGCGGAGCGGUGCUGGACCAAGCAGAAGGACGAAAAUCAAGGUGCAGCUCGACGCGGCGGCAACAAUGCUCGUGGACGCGGAGCCAACAACGUUCAGUGGCGAACCAACAACAGCAACGACGACAACUACGAUCGAGUUGCGUUCGCGGUUUCGCUGGAGGCUGGACUUUCGACGGGCAAGAAUAUGCCAGGGAUGUGGGCAGUCGACAGCGGUGCGACGCAUCACAUCUGCAACGACAAAGCCAAGUUUGCAAGCCUGAAUGAGCGAGAGGAAGGCGAACUAUCAGUGGCUGAUGGCAGCAAGGCUGCGAUCAAGGGUGUGGGAACCAUCAUGGAACGGGUGGUUCUGCCCAAUGGUGACGAACGCGACAUCGAGAUCAAGGACGCACUGGUCGUACCAAGUAUGAGCAAGAAUCUGUUAUCGGUGCCGCAGAUUUACAAGGGUGGCAAGUUUCAAGUCGUGUUCGAUGGAUCCAAGAUGCAAGUGAAGCGCAAGAAUUCCACACAAGUCGUGGCAACAGCGGAUCUCGUCGAUGGACUUUACUGGAUGCGGACUCCUCAACGAUCGGCAAAUGCAGCAACACGCAAUGGGACUAUCGACUUGCAUGCGCGCAUGGGUCAUGCACCCCUCGAAGUUCUGCGCAAGAUGGUGGCCACCGGCAUGAUCAAGGACGCAAAGGCACCUCUCAACUCGACUGGUCCAAGUGUGUGUCGCGGUUGCCAGCAAGGAAAGAUGGUCCAAAAACCAUUCCCAAACCAACCGUGA
Messenger RNA from Peronospora matthiolae, 1446 nucleotides. Lineage: Eukaryota; Oomycota; Peronosporomycetes; Peronosporales; Peronosporaceae. The record is from the annotation of a GenBank genome assembly.